Messenger RNA from Diaporthe citri, 2676 nucleotides. RefSeq lists its product as uncharacterized. Gene Ontology annotation, molecular function: protein binding. Lineage: Eukaryota; Fungi; Ascomycota; Sordariomycetes; Diaporthales; Diaporthaceae. The record is from RefSeq and is a predicted model, not a curated record. The transcript has 6 exons. Bases 1 to 2676 code for a protein of 891 amino acids.
AUGGAUGAUCGAAGCGACGAGGUGCUGGCAGUGGCCAUUUUGUUCUUCAUUCUAUGCUGGAUCACUGUAUCUCUUCGGGCAUAUUGCCGUAUACGGGUCAUCCAUUCGGUCGGAAUAGAUGACAAGUUAUUACUGCUGCUCUUAGCUAUCUUCACAGCGUAUCUGGCGUCGCAAUUCGUGACGUGGAAGCAUGGCACAGGGAGACACGCGACGGACAUAUCAGCUGAAAACACAUCUAUAGCAUUGAAGAUCAACCCUAAGUAUUGGUACAUAUGCGAGCUCCUCUACAUCGUCUCAACAUGUCUGUUGAAAAUCAGCGUCGGAUUUCUCCUCCUACGUAUCACCAUCGAGCGAAUGCACGUCUACGUCCUCCGCAUUUUGAUGCUAGGAACAGUCCUUUUCGGCAGCACAUAUUUCUUCAUGGUCAUGUUCCAAUGCCGACCCGUAUCAGUCUUUUGGAACGAGAACCCCCGUACGCCUGGGAAGUGCUGGAACGACCGCGUCGUUCUCAUAAUGACUUACACGGCAGCCGCGAUCAAUUGCCUCGCGGAUUGGGCUUUUGGCAUCCUGCCGAUAUUUAUUGUUUGGUCGCUCAAUCUUCCACUCAAGUCCAAGGUUUUGGCCAUGCUCAUCCUAGGCUUCGCAGCGAUUGGCAGCACUGCAACCAUUGUGCGAAUCUUUUAUUUGCAUCACCUCACCGAUAGCAAUGACUUCCUUUGGUCGACAACCGACGUUGCCAUCUGGAGUACUGUCGAGCCUGGAAUCGGAAUCGCGGCUGCCUCAGUCGCAACAUUACGGCCUCUUUGGCAACUCAUCUGCUACAGAUCCGGUCUCUCAGACGAGGCCCCGGCCAACCUCCGCUGGCGCGAGCGGAACCGCGGAAAGAGGACUUAUAUUCGAUCGGAAGGGUCUGGCUCAAAACGCACACCUCGCCUUCGGCCGGACAUCGACACAAGCUUAACAAAUAUCACAAUAGAAGCAAGCGAUACGCUCUCACCAAAGGAGCACUUCUCGCCGAGGCUCAGUGCCGUGUCGUCUCAGGCGGGAAUUACCAAGACGACGGAAUUCGUUGCUUUUGGUUCCACUCAGCCCUCGCCCCCUCUACCACUUGAGGCUUCCCGUUCACUAUACAGUGUCACCUUGGCCGCAGCACUUCGCACAGAUUUGGAAGAAGAUGGCCGGUCCAUUUUCCAUGCAAUCAGAAACAACGACUUCCAGCUCAUGGAAAAGAUCCUUCGCUCGCCAAAAUUCGACAUUAACAAGGCCUACCAAAUCUCAGGAAAGGACACGCAUAUGCUGCAACACGCUGUUCAACAUGCUUCCGUGCAGAUGUUCAAGACUCUGACAAACCCGAACCUGUACCAGGCAUUUUUGAGCCACACAGAAAAUCACCCUUGGACUAAUGAGCAAGGCUCUCACAGCAAUCUUCUCACAGAAGCAACCAGGUAUGGUAGAUCCGACCUGAUUAACUUCAUUGUGGAGUGUCUCGGAGUCCAGUCACUACUGGCCGGCUGGCCCGCCUACCUUGAACCUCAACGCCUCUGGGACCUCAACAACACAUCGCUUGUCGCGGGGCUCUCCGGGAGGAAAAUUGCGGUAGACCCCGACACGAUCUAUUUGUUGUCCCAAUACUGUAAUCCAGAUACCUUCAUCGGCGUCAACGGAAGCCCCCCAUUUGAGCUCAAGAGCCGUUGCCCAGUGGCUCCGUACGCUGUUCCUCACUCCUCGCCAUCUAGACCGCGACAGUGGUUCUCCAAUUCUCUGCAUAUGGCAUUGUUGCAGCGGCAACACCCGGAAGCUAGGCAACACGUGCGACUGGAAACUCUUGAGGCUUGGCUCCAAGUUGGUGUGGAUGUUAACCAGCAAGAUGGCGGGCUUGUAGAUAUUGAGCACGCAAAUCCCUUGGUGAGCUACUUCCGGAGACCGCUUGACUUCGCAGCUGAAGGUUUAGACAUCGAAGGAAUGGAAUUCUUGAUCAGUAGGUGGGGAGCAACGGGUAGCAUCCUGGGCAUUGACAACGGCUCUCUCACAGCCUCAGUGAGGUGCACGGAUGUUACCACAAUGUCACUGCUGAUCGGCCACAGGCUUUGGUCUCAUUUCGAGGAAAGAGGCUUCUCUGUCCUCUUACCGGACCGGGACAUUCAACUGCCGGCUGGUUCCACGUAUCAGGAACUGAUGUUGCGUGUGCACCAAGAGCGAGCAUCUUUGAUAGCAGCAGCACCCGAUCUGAAGAGCUCCCUCUCUGCAGUUGAAGACAAAAUAUGCGCCGGGAUGAAUAUUCUUCUAGAGGAAAUCGGCCAGGAUCGUCUACCUCUCAUUGAAGAAGAGUCGACGGGGCUACCUGUAGAGGUGUUCUCUUUCUUGCACGAUGAAUUCUUGGAAUCCCCACAGAUCGCUAACUCACUUGUUAGAUGUUUUGGCAACGAGUGGAUUAACCAAAGGGACUGGAACUCUCGUGCUCCGCUUCUGCAACUCCUAUCAGGAAUCGCGCCAGUAGACGAGCACAAAUUCUGGGGCAUGGGUAACGAUCAGGCUUGGUACAUUCGGCAGGCAUUCCACAAGCCACGCCUUGUCCGUUGGUUGCUGGAGAACGGUGCGGAUCCCAACGCUCGAGACGUCGAGGGCGUUUCACCGCUUCGCUACGCUCUAUUCCGAAUGGACUUUGAGGCAAGGUAA